This is a messenger RNA of Racocetra persica, 809 nucleotides long. The record is from the annotation of a GenBank genome assembly. NCBI's taxonomy places the organism in Eukaryota, Fungi, Glomeromycota, Glomeromycetes, Diversisporales, Gigasporaceae.
CUGAACUUUUGAAAUUCGCCUCUUUCUACAAAAUGUCGAAUUUGAUAAAAAAAGAAUAUCGUAUCAAAGAAGACGUAGUUAAGGCGCAAUUCUCUCCUGAUAUUCAAGAAUAUAUUUCACGUGAUUUAUUUGAUACUAGGAUCAGGGGGUUUAAUACGGCAAUAAAAAGUUGUGCUGUAAGCAAGAGUUUUUAUGUAUCUCUCUACAUUUUUACAACUUUAUUAGCAUUAUUUAUAGGAAUACCAGUAACAGUCUCAAAUGACUAUAAGUAUUAUGGAUGGUAUAUUUUCUUUAUGGCUUCAAUGUGUGCAUAUUUAAUUGCACUUUGUAUUCAUUUAGUAAAAAUGAAGGAGGUUGAAAAGGUGAUGGAACGAGUAAACGGUUUUGAUAACAUCAAUCAUAUCUUUUGGAAACUAGAAUUUACUGAUAGUUAUGUCAUGGAAGGAUAUAGAAAAAAGUAUUAUUUUGUAAUUCUUGAGUUAAGCUCGCCGGCAAUAACUCAACAAGUGACAGUUAAUACGGUAAUAUCACCUCCAGCAUAUACAGCACCUACGGCACCAACACAUACAACAAUCAUACCUAUAGAACCAACUUCUCCAACUUCUACAGCACCAACCUCUACAGUUCCACAGCAGCAAAUUAUUUUAAUAACAGGAAAUACAUCUACAUUACCAUUAAGCGAUGGUACACAAACUACCCAAAUAAUUUCAAUAGACCAUUCGCAAUUAAAUCAAAUAUUAGCUAUUACUCAACAACAGCAGCACCAGGAUAAUUUAACAACUCCACCUACACCUCCACCAAAAGAUUAA